AUGUCAGAAUCUGGGGACUUGGGGCUGAUUCCGUUCUCAGUUCUUGUCUUGAGCUGCAGAGCUCAUUCUGAUAUCCGGCUAAUUUGGCCUGGUGUGUCAGAGCCGCUGGAGACUCGACUCUUCUCAAGUUUUUUUUUUCUCUUGCAGCCUAGAGGCACCCGGAAGCAUGGCGCAUCCUUUAUCAUCACUAAAGCAAUCAGAGAUCGUUUAUGGUUUUUCCGCCAAUACAUCUGGUACAGCCCUGCCCCGUUUCUGCUCCCGGAGGGGUUGGUUCGCCUGACCAGUAAGCAGAUAAACUGGCACUUGGUACUCGCAAGCAACGGGAGACUUCUGGCUGCUCUUCAAGACCAGUGUGUGGAGAUCAGGUCUGCCAAGGAUGACUUUACAUCUAUUAUUGGGAAAUGCCAAGUCCCCAAAGACCCGAAGCCCCAGUGGAGACGUGUGGCCUGGAGCUAUGACUGCACCCUGCUGGCCUGUGCCGAGAGCACAGGCACCGUCAGGGUGUUUGACCUCAUGGGAAGCGAGCUCUUCGUCAUCACCCCGGCGCCGAGUGUAGCGGGGGACCUGGGCCACGCCAUAGCCGGGCUGAUAUUCUUGGAGUACAAGGCAAGUGCUCAGUGGUCUGCAGAGCUCUUGGUCAUCAACUACCGGGGAGAACUCAGGAGCUACCUUGUGAGUGUCGGGACCCAUCAGAGCUAUCAAGAGAGUCACUGCUUCAGCUUCAGUAGUCACUAUCCUCAUGGGAUCAACACAGCCAUUUACCAUCCUGGCCACAGACUUUUGCUGGUUGGUGGGUGUGAGAGAGCUGAAGUGGACAUUUCGAAAGCCGCUAGCUGUGGCCUCUCUGCCUGGAGGGUCCUUUCAGGGUCGCCUUACUACAAGCUGGUCACUGACGGUGGAGACAGGGUCCCUGCAGUGCCAAAGACGCUGGGAUUAUUAAAGUUCUUAAGUAUCAAGUUAUACUCUCACCAGAGGCAAGAACAGGACGGAAUCUUCAAGAUGAGCCUUUCUCCAGACGGAAGCCUCCUUGCGACCAUCCACUUUUCCGGCAAACUCAGCAUCUGGGCCGUCCCGUCCCUGAAGCUGCAAGGGGAGUGGGCCCAAAGCGAGCAGCCUGGAUACGACGACCUUAAUCCUGCUUGGAGCCUGUCUACAGAGAAGAGAAAAAAAAUCAAAGAUAAGGAGUCCUCUUACCGGCUGAUAGACGUGAGUUGGUGGGCCGACAACGCGGUGACUUUGGCUCGCUGCUCCGGUGCUUUGACCGUUUCCUCAGUGAAAACUCUGAGGAACCUACUGGGGAGAUCCUGCGAAUGGUUCGAACCGUCACCUCAAGUCACUGCUACCCACGAUGGAGGAUUUCUGAGCUUGGAGUGUGAGAUCAAACUUGCGCCCAAGCGACCUCGUUUGGAGCCUCGCGGUGGGGAAGACGACGAGGAAGAGGAUUCCGAUUCCGACCAGGAGGUUUCCGCCCGGGCCCGCUACUUCGGCUACCUGGAGCAGGGCCUGUACUUGGUGACGGAAAUGGAGCGGUUCGCACCGCCGCGGAAGCGCCCUCGGACCGUCACCAAGAACUACCGGCUGGUCAGCCUGCGCUCCACCACCCCGGAGGAGCUGUACCACAGGAAGAUCGCAAGUGAAGAGUACGAGGAAGCCUUGUCCCUGGCUCGGACCUACGGCCUGGAUACCGACCUGGUGUAUCAGCGGCAGUGGAGGAAGUCUGCCGUCAACGUCGCUUCAAUCCAGGACUACCUGAGUAAAAUAAAGAAAAGAUCCUGGGUUCUUCAUGAGUGCCUGGAACGAGUUCCCGAAAACGUGGAGGCCGCCAAGGAGCUGCUUCAGUACGGGCUGCGAGGCACGGAUGUGGAGGCUCUGCUAGCCAUAGGGGCAGGAGCAGAUGAUGGCAGAUUUACGCUGCCUGGCGAGGUAGACAUUGAGGGACUGUCCUACGAGGAACUUUCACCCCCUGGUGAAGAGCCUGCUCAGAGUAAAAAGGGCAAGGAACUCCAGAGGAGACAGGCACUCCUGAAACUCGUGAACUUUUCAAAGUUGACACUGGAACAAAAGGAACUUUGCCGUUGUAGACUAAAAUUAUUAACCUACUUAGAUCGACUUGCAACAUACGAGGAAAUCCUGGGAGUGCCUCAUUCUUCACAACAGAGAUACGAUGCUGAAUUCUUCAAGAAGUUCAGAAAUCAGAAUAUUGUUCUCUCAGCAAGAACUUAUGCUCGGGAGAGCAACGUGCAGGCCCUGGAAAUCCUCUUCACCUACCACGGGGCUGACCUGCUUCCUCACCGCCUUGCCGUCCUCUCCAACUUCCCCGAGACCACGUCUCCUCACGAGUACGCCGCUCUGCUGCCAGAGGCCCGUCUUACAGGCGACUCCUUGAUGAUCCUUCCUUGGCAUGAAAGUGAACACCGGGAGAAAGACUGGUGUGAGGGGCUGGAGUGCAGAGCGGUGGUGGAGCCCAGUCUCCCAGAUGACAGUGAGUUCCUGUACGCCGCUCAGCCAGAGCUGCUGAGGUUCCGGACCACGCAGCUCACAGUGGAGAUGGUGAUGGGCUGGUACCGGACCAGGGCCGAGGAGAUUGAGCAGUGGGCGCGGCAGGUUGACUGUGCGUUGUCCCUUAUCCGUCUUGGCAUGGAGAGAAACAUUCCCGGCUUGCUGGUUCUGUGUGAUGAUUUGGUUACUCUGGAAGCUUUGGUUUACGAAGCCGGGUGUGAUUUAACCCUCACCCUGAAAGAGCUCCAGCAGAUGAAAGACAUAGAGAAGCUACGACUACUGAUGGAUAGCUGUCCUGAGGACAAGUAUGUGACAAGUGCCUACCAGUGGAUGGUUCCCUUUCUUCAUCGUUGCGAGAAGCAGUCUCCUGGCGCGGCGAGUCAGCUACUCAAGGAAUAUUUGGUAACGUUAGCUAAAGGGGACUUGAAGUUGCCACUGAAGAUAUUCCAGCAUUCCAAACCAGAUCUGCAGCAAAAGCUCAUCCCUGACCAGGACCAGCUGAUGACGGUGGCGCUGGAGUGCGUCUACAGCUGCGACCGGAGCGACCAGCUCUCCCUGUGUUACGACAUCCUGGAGUGUCUGCCCCAGAGGGGCUCUGGUGAUGAGUCUGAGGUCACCACAGCCCUUCACGACCAGGUCGACCAGCUGGAACAAAUUCUCAGUGUGUCAGAGCUCUUGGAGAAACAUGGACUCGAGAAGCCGGUUUCGUUUGUGAAGAACACUCAGGCCAGCCCCGAGGAGGCGCGCAAGCUGAUGGUCAGGCUGGCCAGGAACGCGGCUCGCAAGCAGCCUCCUGUCAGCGAGUCUCACUGGAGAGUGUUGCUGCAGGACAUGGCCACCAUGCAGCACAGCGUCUACACGUGUCUCGACGCCAACGCUUGCUAUGAGAUAUUUACCGAAAGCCUUCUGUGUUCCAGUCGUCCUGAGAAUAUCCACCUGGCUGGGCAGAUGAUGCACUGCAGGGCUAGCCCAUCACCGCCCCCGGCCAGUGUCGCCCUGAAAGGGAAAGCCCAGUACAGGGUCGGCUACGAGAAGAGCAUCGAGUUGGUUCUGGCUGCCAGCAGAGAGUACUUCAACUCUUCUGCCAACCUCACUGACAGCUGCAUGGACCUGGCCAGGUGCUGCUUGCAGCUGAUAACAGACAGGCCUGAGGAUAUUCAGGAGGAAUUAGAUCUUAUCCAAGCCCUUGGGUGUCUCGAAGAGUUUGGGGUAAACAUCCUACCUUUGCAAGUGCGAUUGUGCUCGGAUCGGAUCGGCCUCGUCAAGGAGUGCAUCUCCCAGUGUCCCACGUGCUACAGGCAGGCCGCCAAGCUCCUGGGCCUUGCUGAGCUGCUCAGGGUAGCAGGUAUGCUUUUUGCAGCCACAGCCAGAGAAGGACUAGAAAAGCAAGGCUGUCACCCAUUCUACGAAUCUGUCAUCUCUAAUCCUUUUGUGUCAGAGUCUGAAGUAACUUAUGACAGCUAUCAGCACGUCCCAGUAGAAAGCUUCGCAGAGGUCUUGCUGAGAACUGGCAAACUGACAGAGACCAAAACUGAAGGAGAAGUAUUUCCAACAACAGAAGUUCUCCUGCAGCUCGCCAGCGACGCUCUCCCAAAUGACAUGACCUUGGCCCUUGCCUACCUCCUCGCCUUGCCACAGGUGCUUGAUGCCAACACAUGCUUUGAGAAGCUGUCACACUCCGCACUGUCUCUCCAGCUGGCGGCCUAUUACUACAGCCUGCAGAUCUACGCCCGGCUGGCCCCAGGCUUCCAGGACAGAUGCCACCCCCUCUACAGGGCUGACCCUAAAGACAUAAUCCAGAUGGUCACCAAGCACGUGACAAGAUGUGAACAUGAAGCCUGGCCCGAGGACCUCGUCCUGCUGACCAAGCAGUUACACUGCUAUAACGAGCGUCUCCUGGAUUCCACGCAGGCCCAGAUUCUUCGGAGCCUUCGCAGGGGUGUGGAUGUUCAGCGGUUCACUGCAGACAACCAGUAUAAGAGGGAAACCAUCCUUGGCCUGGCAGAAACACUUGAGGACACUGUCUACAGCAUCGCUCUCUCUCUGGCUCAGCGUUACAGUGUCUCUCGGUGGGAGGUUUUUAUGACCCAUUUGGAGUUCCUGUUCACUGACAGUGGCCUGACCACAGUAGAGAUUGGAAACCGAGCUCAAGGCCUCCGUCUCUUGGAGACGCUGCAGACUGACCCCGAGGCCUUUCAGAGACACAUGGCCAAGUACGUCUACCCCGCCAUUGGUGGCGUGGAUCACGAGAGGCUGCUGUAUUACUUCUCUCUCCUGCAACACUGUGGCUGUGCCGAUGCGGAGAAGCACACCAUCAAACCGGAAACCCACAUCCGACUGUUGAAGAAACUUAAAGCGGUUGCAUCAGGUCUUGAUUACAAGAAGCUGACAGAUGAAAACGCUAGUCCUCUCGAAGCACUAGAGCCUGUACUGUCAAGUCAAAACAUCUUCUCUCUUUCCAAACUGGUUUCCAAAAUCCCCGAGAAGGACGGGCGGAUGGUCUCCCCAAGCUCCCUGUACACCAUCUGGCUGCAGAAGUUGUUCUGGGCCGGUGACCCUCACCUCAUCAAACAAGUCCCGGCGUCCUCCCCGGAGUGGCUUCAUGCCUACGAUGUCUGCACCAAGUACCUUGACCGCCUCCACCCAGCAGACCUCAUCACCGUGGUGGACGCAAUCACCUUUUCUCCAAAAGCGGUGACCAAGCUGCCUCUAGAAGCACGUAAAGAGAUGACCGGAAAGGCCAUUCAGACGGUCAAACGUUUUAUUGAGAAACCCAGGAAACGAACCUCAGAAGAAGACGCUCAAGCAGCCGGCGAUCCUGAGGUCACCUACGCGGAUGUUCUGAGCCACCUGGAGAAGUCCCGCGCUCACCUGGAGACCCUCAGCCACGGCUUCAUCGUCUCUCUGAAGAACAGCGAGCAGGAGAUGCUGCAGAGAUACGGUACCCUAUACGAUCUGUCCCGAUCAGAAAAGGAGAAGCUUCGUGAGCAGGCCGUGGCCAUGUGCUUGGACGGCCAGCCUCUCAGGAUGAUCCAGCAGCUGCUGGAGGUGGCCGUGGGCCCUCUGGGCAUUUCUCCCAAGGACGUGGUGCUGAGCGCGGUCAUGCAGAUAAUCUCUGUGUUGAGAGGGGCGGAUGCUGAGCUGGCCAUGCCGGGAGACCCGCUCCAGGUGCUGGAAGGAGUCGUUGCAGCUGUCCGUGCCAGCGAGGACAGAGGGCAGGGGCUGGUGUCCUCCGAGGACCUGCUGCAGUGGCUGCGGCCCUUCUGUGCGGACGACGCCUGGCCCGUGCGAGCCCGCCUCCGGGUGCUGCAGAUCCUGGGGCAGUCCUUCCACCUGACGGAGGACGACAGCAAGCUCCUCGUGUCCUUCCAGACAGAGACCAUCCUCAGAGCCACCUGGCCCCAGCGACAGGUGGGCGCUGCUGACCUGGAGACAGAAGCAAGCCGCUACUCUCUCUUUGUAGAGCUGUUAGAGUCCAGUCACCAGGACGUGGAAUUUCAGCACUUGAUUUUGCUCUUGCAAGCCUGGCCCCCGAUGGAAAAUGAGUAUAGCGUGACCGAUAAUCCGUGGCUGAGACUCGCCACAGCCAUGCUGACCAAGUGUGAGGAGGAGAACAAGGAAGGCCUGGGGAACGAGGUGCUGAGCAUGUGCCGGUCUCUGUACGACACCAAGCAGAUGCUCCCUGCAGAGGGUGUGAAGGCGCUGUGCUCGCAGCUGCUGCACCUCUCCCUGCCGCGGACGGCCCUGAAGCUUCUCCUGGAGAGUCGGGACCAGAGUCUGCAUGCCCUGGCGCUGGAGCAGAUCACGGCCGUAGCCAAGGUGAAUGACUCCAACUGUGACCAGGAACUCCUCGCUCUGCUCCUGGACGCCGGGCUACUGGUGAAGUGCGUGCCCACCCCCUUCUACCCGCACCUCGUCCAGCACCUCUUGGCAAACGCCCCAGGCAGGCGCUGGAGUGCAGAGGAGCUGGCCAGAGACCUACGGGAGGCCGGCCACGAAGCAGAGGCGGGGUCCCUCCUGCUGGCGGCCAGGGGCACCCACCGGGCCUUGAGGACUUUCAGCACGGCCUUGGGCGCAGGGCAGCGCUGGCUGUGAGCCCCUCCUGCCGCCCCAGCUCUGGAGAGGCUGCACACUCCAGCCCGGGGCUCUCCUGGCGGGCACAGGUAGGCCUGCUGGUGGUUCCCCAGGACCCGAAGACAUUGGAAAUAAAGUUGUCUAUAAAGAGUG
Molecule: messenger RNA, 6726 nt
Organism: Erinaceus europaeus (western European hedgehog)
Lineage: Eukaryota; Metazoa; Chordata; Mammalia; Eulipotyphla; Erinaceidae
Gene: NBAS
Product: NBAS subunit of NRZ tethering complex
Exons: 49
Coding region: 1-6594 (2197 amino acids)
Biological process (GO): retrograde vesicle-mediated transport, Golgi to endoplasmic reticulum
Cellular component (GO): endoplasmic reticulum membrane; Dsl1/NZR complex
Molecular function (GO): SNARE binding
Source: RefSeq, a predicted model, not a curated record